AUGAAAAGAGAAUUUGAGCUCGAUGUUAUACAUCCGUCUAAGAAAAAUGACCUUGGUUCAGAAAACCAUGGUAGUUGUACGUUAGCCUCUAAGAGAUAUUGCAGGGACCCAUAUUCUAUAGAGUCAUGGUCGAUUGAAAAGAGUUCUCUCCUGUAUAAUUACCUGUUCCUUCGUGAUAGCCGUAACGCAAUGCAAAACUUUGAUUAUAAAUUCCAAGGUCGGUGUCGUAAAGGAAGUUUCCGCGAGAUGAUACGAAGGAAAGCCAAUCACAACUACAUUGCUGUUGCAUUUUUUAACCCCCAUUAUGUGUUUACGUCUGUCCUUUCGGACAUUCUGCGAAAUCUCGACUCCCAUGACACGGCACUGGUAGGCGUUACUGUCAACGGAUCGGCAAUGGAGGAAAACUGCGACUUCCCAAUUAUCACAAAUGGGCAGACUCUGAUACGAGCACUACAUCUAUUGGAUCCACUUGGUGGUGGCAUAUACCCAAUGGAUUGCGUACUUCUUUUCAAUCGUGAGGGACACCUUGUCGCAUUUCUACCAUUCAGUCCCUUCAAUAGAGCAUCAUUCAAAGCACAACUACUUAAUAUCAUUCAGCAAACGCCAUCCAUAGAUUAA
Messenger RNA from Eremothecium sinecaudum, 618 nucleotides. RefSeq names its product HCL453Wp. The coding region runs from base 1 to 618 and encodes 205 amino acids. Lineage: Eukaryota; Fungi; Ascomycota; Saccharomycetes; Saccharomycetales; Saccharomycetaceae. The transcript has a single exon. The record is from RefSeq and is a predicted model, not a curated record.